Messenger RNA from Bacillus rossius redtenbacheri, 1038 nucleotides. RefSeq names its product ribosome-binding protein 1-like. The record is from RefSeq and is a predicted model, not a curated record. Bases 1 to 1038 code for a protein of 345 amino acids. The transcript is spliced from 3 exons. NCBI's taxonomy places the organism in Eukaryota, Metazoa, Arthropoda, Insecta, Phasmatodea, Bacillidae.
AUGGGGGAUGCAUUAGUAAACAACUUCAUCUGCAGAUUCGAGUUACCGAUGGAGAUGCACUCAGACCAGGGCUGCAGUUUUAAAACCGCCAUAUUCCAGGAUAAUCCAGCAAGUGACACCAUCAGCGGCCAGAAUCACGAAAAUGACAUUAUCGGCUGCCAGAAUCACGCAACUGACACCAUCGGCGGCCAGAAUAACGAAAAUGACAUUAUCGGCUGCCAGAAUCACGCAACUGACACCAUCGGCGGCCAGAAUAACGAAAAUGACAUUAUCGGCUGCCAGAAUCACGCAACUGACACCAUCGGCUGCCAGAAUCACGCAACUGACACCAUCGGCGGCCAGAAUCACGAAAAUGACAUUAUCGGCUGCCAGAAUCACGCAACUGACACCAUCAGCGGCCAGAAUAACGAAAAUGACAUUAUCGGCUGCCAGAAUCACGCAACUGACACCAUCGGCGGCCAGAAUCACGAAAAUGACAUUAUCGGCUGCCAGAAUCCAGCAAGUGACACCAUCAGCGGCCAGAAUCACGAAAAUGACAUUAUCGGCUGCCAGAAUCAAGCAAGUGACACCAUCAGCGGCCAGAAUCACGAAAAUGACAUUAUCGGCUGCCAGAAUCCAGCAAGUGACACCAUCAGCGGCCAGAAUAACGAAAAUGACAUUAUCGGCUGCCAGAAUCAAGCAAGUGACACCAUCAGCGGCCAGAAUCACGAAAAUGACAUUAUCGGCUGCCAGAAUCCAGCAAGUGACACCAUCAGCGGCCAGAAUAACGAAAAUGACAUUAUCGGCUGCCAGAAUCCAGCAAGUGACACCAUCAGCGGCCAGAAUAACGAAAAUGACAUUAUCGGCUGCCAGAAUCCAGCAAGUGACACCAUCAGCGGCCAGAAUAACGAAAAUGACAUUAUCGGCUGCCAGAAUCACGCAACUGACACCGUCGGCGGCCAGCUGACCUCGCGAGCAGCUGCGACCACCUCCAGGCCCUGCGACACGCGUGGCCGCCACAACCAAGUAUACACCACCGCCCCCUACGGGAAGCCUUAA